This is a messenger RNA of Puccinia triticina, 2676 nucleotides long. RefSeq lists its product as uncharacterized. The coding region runs from base 1 to 2676 and encodes 891 amino acids. The transcript has 9 exons. The record is from RefSeq and is a predicted model, not a curated record. Gene Ontology annotation, molecular function: bent DNA binding; RNA polymerase III type 3 promoter sequence-specific DNA binding; RNA polymerase II cis-regulatory region sequence-specific DNA binding. NCBI's taxonomy places the organism in Eukaryota, Fungi, Basidiomycota, Pucciniomycetes, Pucciniales, Pucciniaceae. Gene Ontology annotation, biological process: snRNA transcription by RNA polymerase II; snRNA transcription by RNA polymerase III. Gene Ontology annotation, cellular component: snRNA-activating protein complex.
AUGUUCGACACGACGAGCAAGAGCAGCCGGCCGAGCAAGCCGAGCAAGGCCCAGCUCAAGCAGCAGGCCAGACUGCUCGAGCACUCGCUCUUCACGCCCUCCGCGCCGGUCGACCUGCGCCGGUUCAUCAGCCAGCUCGGCCCGCCGCCGCCGGCCCAGCCGUUCCACUCCAACCAGCAUCUCCAGCUGGCCUGCACGCUCGCCGACCUCAUCCAGCCCCUCGAGCCCAUCUACCGCGACUCGAACCUGCUCUCCGAACUCAGGGACCACCAGCACGAGCUCGCAACCCCCCACGGCUCGCUCCACGCCCUCCAUGCCGCCGAGAGCCACGAGCCCAGCAGCACCGCCCCGCCCGCCGACCCAGCAUCCCUCCCGCCCGCGGCCAAGAAGGCCCGGCUGCUGCUCGACCGCUCCUCCGACAUCCCUGUCGACAUCCGGCCAGACAGCGGCCUCCCACAGACCAGCCAACGCGCCACGCCGAUACCCGACUACCUCGACCCGAGCCUGUUUGCCUGCUCAGCAUCCGCCGACAGCCCAGCCUCGGCAAGCUCCAGCCAGCUGCUCCUCGACGACAACAGCCAGAAACCAAAGCGGAUCCGCAAGAAAGCCGCCGGCCCUCCCCAGUCAAUCACCCACAAACCGAAACCCAUCCAGGACCUCAUCAACAGACUGUCGUCCACCGGCCUCAAGAUUCUGCAGCCCCAUUUCGAUGGCAUGUGGUACGUCCGCUCUGUCGGCCGUUCCGAUUGGAACACGUCCACUCAACCCAUGCACUCCAAUCUACCCCAUCCAGCACCCGAGCCGGAUGACCCACAGCCGGUGAUGAUCACCAUCACCUUCCAUCCGUUCUCGAAGACGAGCACGACCCAGGAGAGCUCCGAGGCCAAAUCGAUCGCCCCGCGCAAACAGACCAUCCACAUCCUCUCCUCCCAGAAACUCUCAGACCUCAGGGACGUCGUCGUCUGCUCGGCCAACCAAAUCCCCAUCUGCUCCGACGAUGGCCACUGGGACGACCAGCGUUGGAUCUCCGGAUCCGCCUUCAUUAUCGAAAACGUCCUCUUCGCUGAUACUAGGCCCCUCUCCCCCCCGGAGGAGCCCUCCAGGAAAUCGGACUACGGAAUAUUACUCCAGGAGUUGUUACCGAACCUGAUCGAGAAAGGGAAGGUAGAAAAUCUGCUCACGAUCGAAGAGGAUCAAGGAAGAAACAGGCCUGAAGGCCCAGAAGAAGAGCAAGAAAUCCAAGAACUCGAAGGGAUGAACGGGCCGAAACUACAGCCAAAGAGCAAGACGACAUCCAAGAUCAAGGUCUCGAGCUUGUCGAUGGAGUGUGUCCGGUUCGACCAGUUGACACUGAGGAUCAACGAACCUUACUGGAUGAUUCACCAGGGGAACUGUGAACACAUCUUCACGGUUGAUGAGAUCAGAGCGAUCCAUCCGACCGACCCGGCCCCGGGGCCGACUCCGAGUGUCCAAGCGAGCCAGGCCAAGCCACCACUAGCACGAGCAGAAGAGAUCCACCCGGACGGCUCCUCGACGAGCGGGUGUCGGGUAUGCGACCGAGACCCGGCCCGAUUGGUGACGAUCGACGACGAACUGUGCGCCGAAUCGCCCUGCUUCAUCUGUCUCACUUGCUUCAAAUUCCUCCACGCCCACGAAGACAUCUUCGAUCUCGAUCCCUCCCCGACCGCCGACCUCGCCCCGCCAUCUCUCCCCGUCUCGCUCGAUCCCUCGCUUCCUGCUGACCCUGGCCAUCCGACUCUCAAUCAUCUCGAUCACAAGAUCCGCUGGGGGAAGGUCCAGGGCAGGUCUUGUUCCCAUGCUGCUGUGGUCAGUCCACACGGUGUUCAUGAGAAAAAGACUCACACGAAACGGGACGCUCAACCCUCUGCGAGUCUCCGUCAAGAGGAAAUUCUCAUCAUCAUCGACGUGGCCAAACUUUUAUUUGAAACCAGCCUCCGAGCCAAACCCAAUUCACCGCCCGACGAGAUGGUCCCUGCAGCGCUAUUCCAGAAGGACAGCUUGAACCAGAAGAACUAUGAAUACCAUCAAAUCCUUCGAGAGAUGCCCGAGUCAUCACGCCUGCGAUCAAGCAAAAUAUGCAACCCCGUCAUACCUCGAUAUUCAUCAUCCGACCCAUCAAAUCCAACACAUCUUUCACUUGAUCAUCAUCCAAAGACGCGUUAUUCCCCCCGAACGUUUUCCAGCAAAUCUGCUGGUCAAGAUCAUCACUCCUAUCAACAUGGCGAGAAGUUAUCGACCAUCAGGAACGAAGAAAAUGCACCCCCAGUUGGAUUAUUUGGGAAACUGAGACAGCUGACCAAGCUUUACGGAAGUGCUGCGUUGGUUAUUUACGGCCUGAUUGGUGGAAUCGACUUUGGACUAGCAUUCUUGACGAUCUAUCUAGUGGGUGCAGAGCACGUCAAGAAAGUUGAAGACUGGCUACUCGAGCGAAUCAGCUGGAAAUGGGCCCAUUCGAUCGCCUCGCGUUCAGCAACGUCUGCCUCUGCAGGCUCUGGAAUUGACAAUAAUAUGUUAUGGACUACCACUCUGGUGGCUUACACGAUACACAAAACUAUCCUCUUGCCCUUUCGCAUCCUGCUCACCGCUUGGAUAACCCCGCCGAUUGUUAGACACCUGCGGAAACGAGGAUGGAAAGUUGGCAGGAAUUUAGAGUAA